Molecule: messenger RNA, 3964 nt
Organism: Tripterygium wilfordii
Lineage: Eukaryota; Viridiplantae; Streptophyta; Magnoliopsida; Celastrales; Celastraceae
Product: receptor-like protein 7
Exons: 2
Coding region: 625-3810 (1061 amino acids)
Molecular function (GO): protein binding
Source: RefSeq, a predicted model, not a curated record
AACUUAGCCUGAACUAAAGCCUGAUCAUCUCGUUUGGAAAAACAAUGAAGACAGUAUUAUGUGUUGGACCAGCCCAGUAGUUUGUGAAAUACUUUUCCCUGGCCCACUUGUCUCUCACAGUUAUUGGGCUUUAGGUUUUCGAAUAUGUUUCUAUUGGGCCUUGUUUCUCUUUCUGCGGGCCUACCGUUCUUUUUUCUCUCUCUCUGUGGCAAACCAACAAACAUCCCCUUCUGGCUUCUGCUAUCUUUGCUUCCAUGGCGCAUGGAGUUUCCCGUUAAUCCAUCCCGUUUCAAAUCCCUCAAUUUCCACAUAUGGCUCUUAUCAUCCAAAAAUCCCUAAGUAUUACGUUCAAGUUUCCUCUUUGGGUUUCUGUUUAACAGCUGAGUUUGGUUGACCGAUAUGGGUUUAACGGAGGACGCGAUCACCGAGCCAGUGAAUCGACACCGGCUCUCAUCGAAUUUGUGAAGGGGAUUGCUGGGUUUCCGGCGUUCAGAAAGUUUAAGCUCUCUGUUUGAGAAAUUGAAAGGCAAUACAUGGAGCCCUCAAAGUCCAAAGACGCGUUUGAGCAGUUGAGGCGCUGCGAGUAGUUUUUCUUCGCUAUGAGGCCCCUCAAGUGGGUCAUAGAUGACAGCGAACACUAUCUAUCGGAUUAACAUCUCAGACAGACUGCAAAUGAAGAAUAUGCUAAUGAUGUUUUGGAUCUCAACUCUCUUUCUUUCUUUCCAUCUGCCUUCAAUAGUUUCAGCGACAUGUCCUGAAGAGCAAAGAUCAUUGCUUAUGAAACUCAAGGAAGAAUUUUCGAUGAACUCUGACAUUGAAUCAAAGCUUUCUUCAUGGUCUACAGAAACUGAUUGUUGCUUCUGGAAUGGCAUCACUUGUGAUUCUGAAACUGGGAAUGUUAUUGGCCUUGACCUUAGUGAUUGCUCUAUUUCUGUUGGUAUUAAUAGCUCUAGCAGCAUCUUCAAUCUUCAACACCUUCAGAGACUCAACUUGGCCUAUAAUUACUUUCAGUUUCAACUGAACACCAUAUCGUCGGGUUUUGGUAACCUUUCACACUUAACUCAUCUCAAUCUAUCUAAUUCAGGUUUUGCAGGACAAAUUCCUCUUGUCAUAUCAUCUAUGCGGAACUUGAUUUCUCUUGAUAUAUCUUACUCAUCAAUAUUGAAGCUCCAGGAUCCAGAUUUGGCUACCCUCCUCAAUAAUCUGACAAACUUGAGGGAGCUUCUCCUUGAUGGGGUGAAUAUCUCUAUGAAUGGUCAUGAGUGGUGUCAAAUCCUUGUGGAAAAAGUCCCUCACCUUCGUGUGUUGAGCUUAUCAAAUUGUAAUCUUUUCGGACCAAUCCAUGAUUCUCUCUUGCAGCUUCAACACCUUGCUCAUCUCAAUUUAGGUGGAAACGAGCUUUCUUCAGUCUUUCCUGAUUUUUUAACAAGCUUCUCAUAUUUAACGUCUUUGCGCCUGGGUGGAUGCAACUUACAUGGCUGGUUCCCUGAAAGUAUUUUCCUCAUGGCUACCCUUCAAAUUAUUGACGUUUCUGGUAACCCUCUUCUCAAAGGUAGUCUGCCAGAAUUUUCUCAAGCUAGUUCACUUCAAGUUAUCCGUCUCUCCUCAACAAAGUUUUCAGGGAAACUUCCUGAAUCAAUGGACAAUUUGGCGUCUUUAACAGAACUGCAACUUGCUGAGUGUGACUUUUUUGGGUCAAUUCAAUCCUCAUUCGAGAGCUUCACUGAUCUUGUUUACCUUGAUCUUUCAAGCAACAAUUUCAGUGGUUCGAUUCCGGGACUGAUCUCGUCAAGGAAGAUCAGCCAUGUUGACCUGUCAAAUAAUGGAUUCACAGGGACAAUUCCGUCAUCUUUUGGAAAAGGGCUUGUCAAGCUCAAAAUUUUUGACCUUCAUAACAACUCUCUUCAUGGGAUGAUUCCUUCAUCUCUAUUCAUCCAUCCUCGCAUUGAGCAGUUGAUACUUCGUAGCAACAAGCUCACUGGACAGCUCAAAGAGUUUGAGAAUGCAUCAUACUCAUUAUUGAAGGUAAUAGAUUUGAGCAAAAAUCAGCUGAAGGGACCGGUGCCCCUAUCGUUUUUUGAGAUAAGAGGGCUUGCUCGACUCGAACUUUAUUCCAACUUUUUUAAUGGCACCGUGGAGGCUAGCAUGUUUAAAGGUCUUAAGGGCCUUACAACACUUGACCUCUCGGAUAAUAAUUUGUCGUUCAUUACAAAUGACAGUGAUGUAUCCAUACUGUCAGAAAUUGCUACAUUCCGUAUGGGAUCUUGCAAUAUAACCCAAUUCCCAGUUUUCUUGAAAAAUUCAGGGUUCCUGUUCCAUAUUGACCUUUCCAACAAUAGGAUUACAGGUGAAAUACCAAAUUGGAUUUGGAAAUUUGCUGACUUAUCACACUUAAACCUAUCCCGGAACAUGCUUCAUGGUUUUGAAAAACCUGUUCCUGAUCUUUCCCUAAUCACCUCCUUGUCUGUUCUCGAUCUUCACUCCAAUAUGCUCCAUCAGCCCUUUCUGAAUCCGCCGCCAAAUAUUGUAUACUUAGAUUACUCCAAUAAUAAAUUCUCAUCAACCAUUCCUUUGAAUAUUGGCUACUCGCUAUAUUUUGCUAUAUUCAUAUCCUUCUCAAACAAUAGUCUUUCUGGUGAACUCCCUUUGUCACUUUGCCGAAUCGGUUACGCACAGAUUCUUGAUGUCUCUGAUAAUCACUUCAAUGGCGCCAUUCCAUCAUGCUUAGCUUUGGUUGACUCCUUGCAGGUGCUUAAACUAAGAAAUAAUAGAUUUCAAGGAGUAAUGCCCAGGAAAUUUGGUGAGGAAUGCAGUUUGAGAACUCUUGACUUGAGUCAGAAUCAUUUAGUUGGGGUUCUUCCAAGGUCAUUGGAAAAAUGUACAAGUCUAGAGGUUCUAGAUCUUGGGACCAAUCAACUGAAUGGUUCAUUUCCUUCUUGGUUGGAUACAUUGCCCAUGUUGCGAGUUCUUGUCUUGCGGUCCAACAACUUUAGUGGUUUGAUCAGGCAAUCUCAUACUGAUAAGGCCUUCCAAAUGCUUCAAAUCAUCGAUCUCUCUUCCAAUAAUUUUCAAGGCACUUUGCCUUCUGAAUGGUUUCGGAGUUGGGAGGCAAUGAUGAAGCAAAAGAAGGAAUCACAAUCAUAUCAAGUUCUCAAAGUCACAUUCUUGGAGCUGAGCGGAAUGUAUUAUCAAGAUUCGGUGAUUAUGACAAGCAAAGGGCUAGAGAUGAACUUUGAGAAGAUACUCACUAUCUUCACAUCUAUCAGUUUAUCAGAUAACCAAUUCAAAGGGGAUAUUCCUGAGUCUUUGGCGAACCUUGUAUCCCUUAAAUCACUGAACUUGUCAAAGAACCACUUCACAGGCCUGAUUCCACGUACACUCAUGAAUCUUAAAGAGAUUGAAUCUCUUGAUCUCUCAGAAAAUAAACUCUCUGGGAAGAUUCCUGCAGGCCUAGCAACAUUGACAUUUCUCUCAGUCUUUAAUGUCUCAGAGAAUUCUCUUGCAGGGGAAAUACCGCAAGGACCUCAAUUCAACACUUUCUCGGCAGCUUCAUUUGAAGGAAAUACUGAACUGUGUGGCCUUCCACUGCCUAGAGAUUGCCAGAAUGAAUUGCCACCAGCAAAUACAAGUCAAAGCUCAAGAGCCCCCAGUUCUCACUGGGGUAUUGAUCGGGAUUUUUUCUGGAUUGGGUUUGGUUUUGGAGAAGGAACAGGCACGGUUCUUGGAGUUAUUGCUGGCAUUUUUAUCAGUAAUAUGUGUUUGAGCAAAAGAAUUGGAAGAUUUUCGUGUAGGAGCAUUCGUCCAUUGUAGCUUCCGAAGAACAUAACCAACUCAUUGCAUUAUAUAUUUACAUGAUUUCUGUAGAUAUGUAUCUCUUUCUGCAUACGAUAGUUUCAUUGUGAUGAUACUUUUCAAUACCACAGAAUCAAUAUUGUCGUUUCUCUAAGCACAAUUUGAUGUUUAA